AUGUCUGCAGUGAAUUCUCACGACAGCGGUGAGGAGUCUUAUUCGAUGUAUCCAAAGACUUCCUCACCUCCUUUGCCAACCCAAGGUAGUAUGCAUUUCCCAGCUUAUCAGCCUCCAGUACCUAUCUAUGCUUAUCCACAAAUGCCCUAUAUGUAUGCUGGUCAAGCUCCCGGGUACCCUUUUAAUUUGAUGAAUCAGAAUCAGAUGUUAUACCAAGGUGGUGGUAUGCCUCAACAAGGUGGUGGAAUGGGUUCGAAAAAGAAGUGGAGUAACAAUGGAGGCAGCAGUGGUAGUGGUAGUGGCUCUACUAUUAAUGGUGGUUUGUCAUCAUCGAAGAUUAACCACUACCACCACCAUCAAAUGAGUCCAAGCUUCCAUCCCGCAUCCAUGUCAAAUUCUUCAAGUGUCAGUUCCAGUGGGGUCAAUGUUCAGAGUAAGGCUUCAGGACCAAGAUCCGAACAGUACAAGUUUGAAAUUAGUAAAUUGACAUCUAGCAACGCUACUAGCGUGGAAUUCCCUCUAUACUUCAAUGCCGCACCUGAGGAGUUCAAGGAGGCAGGAUCAAAGAGACAUGAGUUGAGAUUAAAGGCUUUGGGACUAGAUCAAGGAAAAAAUCAGGAGAGUAAUCAAGAAGAAAUAACGAAGAAAGAAAGGACUACUAUUCCUGUUGCUAAUGUCACCACCACCGCUGAACCAAAGAAGGAAGAGAAGAAGGAAGAACCUAAACAAAAGACUUUGUCCAAGGAUUCACCAAAACCCAAUGCAACUGAAUUAAAUACUUCCGCAUCUUUACCUGCUCCUACUCCAACUCCGGCCGCUGCUCCCGCUCCCGCUCCCGCUCCCGCUCCUACAGCAUCAAAGACUCCCAAGUUGUGGUCUGCGGUUGCCUCCGGUGGGAUUGCCAAGAGUAGAUCAACAGCAACUGGCGGGGCUAACAGUCAAGGUACCAACGGCCUAAAUAGUUCAAAUCAGCCACCUCAAAAGAAGGAUAAGAAAUAUAUACCCCCCACUACAAAGGGUGUAGAAACUCUAGGUUCCGUGGCAUUGAGGAUGUGUUUUGACCCUGAUUACAUCGAUUACACUUUGAAAUCUGCCGGUGCAGAUAAGGGCCUUUGUGUUAAAUCUGUGGCACCCCGUGGUAUUGUCAAUAGGGCCAAUGUCUGUUUUAUGAGUUCUGUGCUACAGGUACUACUUUAUUGUAGACCCUUUAUCAAUAUUUUGAAUGUGGUAAGUGUAAGAAACGUGGUGGCAAGAGCUGGUCCCAUACAAUCCAAGCUAUUAGACGCAUGUCUUAACAUUUAUAAGCAAUUUGACAAGGACACUGUCGAGCUUGAAAAGAAGAAUGCAGCAAAGAAUGGAAGCGGUAACAAUAGCAAUGUCGGCAGCGGCAGUAUCAGACAGUCUAAUGUGGUUUCUUCUAUUUCUGAAGCUAUUAAGCCAGAUGAAUUCUACGAGGCUCUAUCGACUAUUCCCAAGUUUAAGGAUUUGAAAUGGGGGCACCAAGAGGAUGCCGAAGAGUUUUUAACACACCUAUUGGAUCAAUUGCACGAGGAAUUCAUCUCUUCCAUCUGUUCGUUAGGCGAUAACGAAAUUCUAAAUCUGUUACAAAGCAUUAACGAUGAAGAAUUGAGGAUUUUCUUUGUUAGAAACCUACCUCGUUACAAAAAGGCAGAAUUUUUGAAGAGCUCACCCGGUCAAUUGAAAGAUUUGAUCUCCACUUAUGGUACUGUGAGUGAGGAUAAUGAUGAAGAAGGUGAUGGCUGGCAUGAAGUUAGCGGUUCUAGUAAGAAGGGAAAAAAGACAAAGACUGCCGCUAAGAGAACUGUAGAAAUGGAACCUUCGCCCAUGUCCUGCCUAUUUGGUGGUCAAUUCCGUUCCGUCCUGGAUAUUCCUAACAACAAGGAAUCACAAUCGAUCACUUUGGAUCCAUUCCAAACAAUUCAACUCGAUAUUUCUGAUAAAUCUGUUAACGAUUUGGAGACUGCAUUUAAAAAAUUUAGUGAAUAUGAACUACUGCCAUUCAAAUCUUCAUCUGGUUAUGAUGUAGAGGCAAAGAAACAAACUUUUAUCGACAGAUUACCUCAGGUGUUGUUGAUUCAGUUGAAAAGAUUCCAGUUUAUUAACAAUACGGAUAAGGAUAACAGUAUGGUUAAUUAUAACGCCUACAAUGGCCGCAUUGAAAAAAUUCGUAAGAAGAUUAACUAUGAACAUGAACUAAUAAUACCCAUAGAAUCCAUUUCUUCCGCUAAUGCAUAUAAAGAUGAAAAUAGACGUUACCAUUUAACCGGUGUGAUAUACCAUCAUGGUGUUAGUUCAGACGGUGGGCAUUAUACUGCUGAUGUUUACCAUAGGGAAUCUGAUAAAUGGUAUAGAAUCGAUGACGUAAGCAUCAUAGAAUUGGAGAAGGAAGAUGUUUUGAAAGGUGGUGAAGAGAGUGGUGACUCGAGAACAGCAUAUAUUUUGAUGUAUCAAAAGAUUUGA
Molecule: messenger RNA, 2481 nt
Organism: Zygosaccharomyces rouxii
Lineage: Eukaryota; Fungi; Ascomycota; Saccharomycetes; Saccharomycetales; Saccharomycetaceae
Gene: UBP3
Product: mRNA-binding ubiquitin-specific protease UBP3
Exons: 1
Coding region: 1-2481 (826 amino acids)
Biological process (GO): protein deubiquitination
Cellular component (GO): cytosol; nucleus
Molecular function (GO): cysteine-type deubiquitinase activity; cysteine-type endopeptidase activity
Source: RefSeq, a predicted model, not a curated record